Lolium perenne is the source of this 1950-nucleotide messenger RNA. RefSeq names its product UDP-glucose 6-dehydrogenase 4. Gene Ontology annotation, biological process: glycosaminoglycan biosynthetic process. The record is from RefSeq and is a predicted model, not a curated record. Gene Ontology annotation, molecular function: NAD binding; UDP-glucose 6-dehydrogenase activity. Gene Ontology annotation, cellular component: nucleus. NCBI's taxonomy places the organism in Eukaryota, Viridiplantae, Streptophyta, Magnoliopsida, Poales, Poaceae.
AAUUUUGCAUCUGUUCCGUACAGCAAAAACUUACUGCCGCUGGCCAAGAAAAAAACUGCAUUCCCAGAUCCGCCGCCGCCAGUUUCCGGCGCCCAUUGCCGCCGAACCCCUCACCUUCUCCCGCUCGGCGGCUCCAUCUCCUCCUCCCACCGGUGCGCGCCCGCUACUUCGACCAGGGCAACUCGGUUAUCCCGGAUUCUUCCUCCUCCGAUCCUCCGAACGCGAGUCCUUUUGCUGGUUAUAAGCAGACAGGAUGGUGAAGAUCUGCUGCAUUGGAGCUGGCUAUGUCGGUGGCCCAACAAUGGCUGUCAUUGCCAUCAAGUGCCCAGCAAUUGAGGUGGUUGUUGUUGACAUCUCCAAGCCUCGCAUUGAUGCUUGGAACAGCGACACGCUCCCGAUCUAUGAGCCUGGCCUCGACGAGGUUGUCAAGGCGUGCAGGGGCAAGAACCUCUUCUUCAGCACCGACGUCGAGAAGCACGUCGCCGAGGCUGACAUCAUCUUCGUCUCGGUGAACACCCCCACCAAGACUCGUGGUCUUGGAGCUGGCAAGGCUGCUGACCUCACCUACUGGGAAAGUGCUGCCCGUAUGAUCGCUGAUGUCUCCAAGUCUGACAAGAUCGUCGUUGAGAAGUCCACUGUCCCUGUCAAGACCGCAGAGGCCAUUGAGAAGAUCUUGACCCACAACAGCAAGGGCAUCAACUACCAGAUCCUCUCCAACCCGGAGUUCCUUGCAGAGGGCACGGCGAUCGAUGACCUGUUCAAGCCUGACAGAGUGCUUAUCGGUGGCCGGGAGACCCCUGGGGGCCAGAAGGCCAUUCAGGCACUCAAGGCAGUGUACGCCCACUGGGUUCCUGAGGAGAACAUCAUCACCACCAACCUGUGGUCUGCUGAGCUCUCCAAGCUCGCCGCCAACGCCUUCUUGGCCCAGAGGAUCUCCUCCGUGAACGCCAUGUCGGCGCUCUGCGAGGCCACCGGCGCCGAUGUGUCAGAGGUGUCCUACGCCAUCGGCAAGGACUCCAGGAUCGGCCCCAAGUUCCUGAACGCCAGCGUUGGGUUUGGUGGGUCCUGUUUCCAGAAGGACAUCUUGAACCUGGUGUACAUCUGCGAGUGCAACGGCCUCCCCGAGGUGGCCAACUACUGGAAGCAGGUCAUCAAGAUCAAUGACUACCAGAAGAGCCGGUUCGUCAACCGUGUCGUGUCCUCCAUGUUCAACACCGUCUCUGGCAAGAAGGUGGCCGUUCUCGGUUUCGCCUUCAAGAAGGACACUGGCGACACCAGGGAGGCCCCAGCCAUCGAUGUGUGCAAUGGCCUGUUGGGCGACAAGGCCCAGGUCAGCAUCUAUGACCCCCAGGUCACCGGAGAGCAGAUCCAGCGGGACCUGGCCAUGAACAAGUUCGACUGGGACCACCCGAUGCACCUGCAGCCGACCAGCCCCGCGGCGCUCAAGCAGGUGAGCGUGGUCUGGGAUGCGUAUGAAGCCACCAAGGAUGCCCAUGCCGUCUGCAUCCUCACCGAGUGGGAAGAGUUCAAGAAGCUGGACUACCAGAAGAUCUUCGACAACAUGCAGAAGCCGGCCUUUGUCUUCGAUGGGCGCAACGUCGUCGAUGCUGCGAAGCUCAGAGAGAUUGGCUUCAUCGUCUACUCCAUCGGCAAGCCGCUCGACGCGUGGCUCAAGGACAUGCCCGCCGUCGCUUAGUUCUCCAGAGUUCACGUCGUCACGGGACGAGAACUGGUGGACCAUUCUUUCUAGUUUGCUUUUGCAGGAGACGAGGCUACAUUUUCUGUCAUGCAUAAAACAGGGUUCCGUUGGUAUCUUUUGUGGAGUUUUUCAUGUUUACAUUUUCGUCUGUAGAUCAUAUAUGUUCCUCAGUCUUUGUGCUGUUUGAGGACUGUAAGAAUGUUUCUGUAUCCAAUGAGUUUUAUAGCAAUUUGAUUCUCCCUUCUCUUAAA